GAUGGCGGCACGGGUGACUCCACGGUGUGGGAAACGAUCCUGCCUUUGCUCGCAGUGGCCAGGUUUUUGUUUCUCCUGUUCCAGGCAAGGCAGAGAGAGAAGAUGAACGAGGAGCAUAACAAACGCCUGUCCGACACCGUCGACAAGCUUCUGUCAGAGUCUGAUGAGAGGCUCCAGCUUCAUCUCAAAGAGAGGAUGGCUGCCCUGGAAGACAAGAAUUCUCUAUUACGAGAAGUUGAAAAUGCAAAAAAGCAGUUAGAAGAAACGCAACAUGAUAAGGAUCAGCUCGUACUGGACAUCGAAGCCUUGAGGGCUGAGCUGGACCAAGCGAGGCUGAGAGGCGCGUCCCUUCACCACGGCCGACCCCACUUGGGCAGUGUCCCGGAUUUCAGGUUCCCUGUGGCAGACGGUCCCGCAGACGCCUACAGCAGCAGCGCGGUGUUGCGGCGCCCCCAGAAAGGCCGCGUGGCAGCCCUGCGGGAUGAGCCAUCCAAGGUACAGACUCUUAAUGAACAGGAUUGGGAACGUGCCCAACAAGCGAGUGUCCUGGCCAACGUGGUACAGGCCUUCGAGAGUGAUGUGGACGCGUCCGACGGCGAAGACGACAGGGACACCAUCUUCAGCCCGGCUGGCCUCUUGUCCCCCAGUGGGCAGGCCGAUGCCCAGACGCUGGCCAUGAUGCUUCAGGAGCAGCUGGAGGCCAUCAACAAGGAGAUCAGGUUGAUACAGGAAGAAAAGGAAAACACAGAGCAGCGGGCGGAGGAGAUUGAGAGUCGAGUUGGCAGUGGGAGUUUAGACAAUCUUGGUCGUUUUAGAUCAAUGAGCUCCAUUCCCCCCUACCCUGCCUCCUCGCUCGCUGGCUCCUCUCCUCCGAACAGUGGCCGGUCCACCCCGCGAAGGAUUCCGCACAGCCCAGCUCGGGAGGUGGACAGACUAGGUAUCAUGACUCUGUUGCCAGCCUCCCUAGAAGAGGUACGAGACGACAAGACGACAAUAAAAUGUGAAACCUCGCCCCCGCCCUCCCCGCGGUCCCUUCGGCUGGACAGGCUGCACAAAGGGGCGCUGCACACGGUCAGCCACGAGGACAUCAGGGACUUACGGAACUCCACAGGCUCACAGGACGGUCCCGUGAGCAACCCCAGCAGUAGUAAUAGUAGCCAGGACUCGCUCCACAAAGCCCCCAAGAAGAAGGGCAUCAAGUCCUCCAUCGGCCGCUUGUUUGGCAAGAAAGAAAAGGGCCGACCUGGACAUGCUGGCAAGGAGUCAUUAGGACAAGCUGGUGUUUCAGAGACCGAAAACUCAGCUCAGGAUGCCUUGGGACUCAGCAAACUGGGAGGACAGGCGGAGAAAAACCGAAAACUUCAAAAAAAGUAAGCUUUUCAUUAUUCGUCCAUCUCACUGAACACUUCUCGGUUGUGCCUGAUUUUUA
This is a messenger RNA of Equus quagga, 1429 nucleotides long. RefSeq names its product liprin-alpha-1-like. The transcript has 9 exons. Gene Ontology annotation, cellular component: presynaptic active zone. The record is from RefSeq and is a predicted model, not a curated record. The annotation marks the transcript as partial. Gene Ontology annotation, biological process: synapse organization. NCBI's taxonomy places the organism in Eukaryota, Metazoa, Chordata, Mammalia, Perissodactyla, Equidae.